AUGGCCGGCAAGCCCAUUAAAGACGUCGUUGGCGUCGCAAAGAAAUACACGCAACAAAGCUAUGGCAUCUGGGAAACCAUCCGCAAAAUAUUUGCAAUGGACCCGACCCGAAGCAACGGGGUUCCUGUUAAACACUUCCGAAACCCGACCCCAGGAGGUCUCGAUCCUCUUUCAUAUGAUCCCUCGGACGCGGUGACCACGCCGGCCGCCGACAUUGCGGACAAUCCAUACUGGAAGAGAGAUGUGCGAAGGGCGUAUCCGAAGCUGAGCACCGUGACACAGGGUGAUGUCGUGGGCUUGUUGACCGUGGGAAGUGCCGCGAAUCCUAGUCCGAAGCUGUUGGCGGGAGAGGAGGGAUCGAAGCAAUUGGUCGCUGUCAAGACUGAGGGCGAGAAGGGUCUGGCUGCAUACUUUGAAAGAGAGAAGACUCCACAGGUGGUGCUCAGUGAGGAUGGCCUCCCUCCAAAGCCUGCGGCCUUUGGCCGGUUACCAGGAAAGAAAUACGAGAUAGGCCCCACGAGUUACGGAGAAAGUUACCCCUGCCGAAGCUUUGUUUAG
Molecule: messenger RNA, 558 nt
Organism: Capronia coronata CBS 617.96
Lineage: Eukaryota; Fungi; Ascomycota; Eurotiomycetes; Chaetothyriales; Herpotrichiellaceae
Product: NADH dehydrogenase
Exons: 3
Coding region: 1-558 (185 amino acids)
Source: RefSeq, a predicted model, not a curated record